Molecule: messenger RNA, 1430 nt
Organism: Nylanderia fulva
Lineage: Eukaryota; Metazoa; Arthropoda; Insecta; Hymenoptera; Formicidae
Product: corrinoid adenosyltransferase MMAB
Molecular function (GO): corrinoid adenosyltransferase activity
Source: RefSeq, a predicted model, not a curated record
UAUUAUCGAUGCAAAUGACAUGUGUAUAUUUUGGCAUAUAAUGAUACACUAUACAUUUUUGCUAAGAAAUUCCGAAAAUCGUGUAAAUGUCAAAGUUCAUUCGAAUAAUAUUGCGAUAAAUUUACCUUUGCAAUUAUAUUUCUGUAUCUUCUUUCACAUUUUUCGCCACAUUAUUGUUCGAAAAAAGUUUUAGACACAAUACAUGUUAGAAUUGCGUAUUAAUUAUCAUCUCUGAUUUAUUACACUUCAUUUGAGACUCGAGACAUCGCGGCAUUCUUCAUGGCGACGUUACUGAUUUCGAUUCAUGUCACAGUGUGCGAUCAAAAAAAUAUUUAUUCUACUUAAAAGGAUUGAUUGAAUCGUAAUCGAAAGGCAAAAUGGAAUUAAUGAGAAACGUAUGGAGGAAGUAUACGUUCAUGUACAAAAGCGGUGUGCAAUGUAUAUCUUUAAGACACAGCGGCGGUACAACGUCGAACGUGGCCGAGGUAGCUGUAUUUUCGCGGGACGGUGAUUCCGGACUGACAAUCACGGAUGCCGGAGACACAAAACCGAAGGAUGAUAUGAUUUUCAAUGCUCUGGGAGCGACUGACGAGCUGUCCUCUUACAUAGGACUGGCGAGAGAAUUUGCCUGUGAUGGAAAGGUCGAACAUCCGUAUGUCGAUAAGCUCAAGAGGGUGCAAAUGAUUUUGUUUGAUCUGAGCCACGCCAUAUCGAAGUCGGUGCCUGGGAAAACCAGAUCCUUCGAAAGCAAGCAUACCAAAGACCUCGAAGAGUGGAUCCUAGAAUAUGCAAAUCAACUCCCUCCUCCGGAGGAUUACAUCAUUCCAGGUGGUGGAAAAGCAUGCGCUUCCCUACAUGUUGCACGAACAGUAUGUAGGCGUGCAGAGAGAAGUAUUAUAACAUUAGUGCGAGAUGGUGCCCUGGAUAAAGAGGCACAAACGUAUUUGAAUAGAUUAUCAGACUUCCUAUUAACGGUAUCACGCAUCGCGGCCAAAUGUGAUCAACGUACGGAGAAUAUUUAUAUUCCACGAGCGGAAGUCACGGAGGAGAAAUAAAUGGACUGAGAUUUAGAAAUUUUUGUAGGAUUUACAAUUAAUUUUUUUUGCACUGACUUAAAUAUAUAGUCAACAGCUGCAUAUGGAAAUUAAAAUAUAACUAUAGAGAAUGAACAUUUUAAUUAUUGUAAUUAAUUAUCUUCAUUAGCUUUCAAAUCUUUGUCUUACAAUGCUUAUUAUAUAUCAAAGAGUAUAUAAUUUUACAGGAGCUAGAUAUAUAUCACAGUAAAUAUAUAUUAUAUUGACUUUCAAAUAAAUAUAAAUAGUUAUAAAUAAGAAAAAUGUAUGAAAAAGAAAAGUGUUGUGAUUCUCUUAUAGCUGUAUCUUAAUCAAAAAAUUUAACGCAGGUUUAUGAAUAAAUACAUAUGAUAAAGA